This is a messenger RNA of Styela clava, 5270 nucleotides long. Its product is annotated as cilia- and flagella-associated protein 43-like. Gene Ontology annotation, biological process: cilium assembly. Gene Ontology annotation, cellular component: axoneme. The record is from RefSeq and is a predicted model, not a curated record. Gene Ontology annotation, molecular function: protein binding. Lineage: Eukaryota; Metazoa; Chordata; Ascidiacea; Stolidobranchia; Styelidae.
UUGAUUGGAAGGUCGCCGCGUUUUCUGUUCAGUACUUUGCAUAUAGUUACUGUUAUAUUCUGUUUAUUUCAGCCGUAGUUUGAAUUAAAAAAGUCUAGAAAACAUAGGUUCAGAAUGGAGGAUCUGGGAUCAGUACAACCCAGUUGGGCUCACGGAUUUGACUCCAAUAAAAUCCAUCACAUUACUAAUGAUGUCAUCUGCUAUGUCUGUGGAAGUAAUAUCAAGUUUGUCAAUACAACCAAUAAACAGGAACAAAUAUUUCCAAGCCCUGGGAAUGGCAUUGCUACAUUUGCAUCGUCGCCAGAAGACCGAAUUUUUGCCAUUGCUGAGUCAUGUUUAAAUCCUAAAAUAUUUAUCUGUGAAUAUCCUUCAAUGAAAGUUGUGAAAGAUUUGGAAGGAGGUACACAUUUGGAAUACAAGCUGAUGACAUUUUCAACAUCAGAAUUCUAUCUUGCAACUUACUCUGGAAUUCCUGAAUUUGCAGUGACUGUGUGGGAUUGGAAUAGUGGACAAUUAUUAUGCAAAAAUGAGAUGAAAAUUGACUCAUUACUAACUGAUAUAAGUUUUAAUCCAUUAAACUGGCAUCAAAUUUUUGCUUGUGGACCAGACAUCAUCAAUGUAUUAUCACUUGACAGAUGUAAUGAUAUACAUUUGCUGAAUUGUAGAGAGAUUCCACUUCCUGAUAAUAAUGGUAGUGAUAUGCAUGAGGAUGAACACACAUCACAAUCCCCAGUUCGCUCUGGGAAUAAAAUUCAACUUCUACCAUCAACAAAAGCAAGACUUGUAGGAGAAAAUGCUAACGAUUUUAAGGUUCCCAGUCAACGUCAUCCUCUCAUGCAACCUACAUCUCAUUGCUGGUCCAACAAAGGUGAAGUUUAUGUUGGUUGCAAGAAUGGUCAGUUGUUUUCUCUGGAACCAGACAGUGGAAGAAUUACUAUCUUACUAGCUGGUCAAUUCGAAAAAUUGAUCACAGGAGAGGUAAUCGAUGGAAUGUUCAACACAAUAUCUUAUAAUACUCAAGGAAUAUACUGUGGUGGAAUUGAUGGCACUUUGAGAAAAAUUGUUAUUGACAAGAAUGGAGUCAAAAUCACCAAGGUGCAUGAAGAAUCCUCAGAAAUUACGACGGCCAAUUUUUCGCCAAUCUCAUUUAUGGAUCUUAUUUUUGGAACAAAAUCUGGUUCAAUCUAUGUCUAUAAUACAAAGAUUGAAAAUUGUAGGAUGGUGUCUAAUUCUCAUAUCGGAAGAUUCAUUGGUGCGGGAUACAGUGACGGAGGAAAUAUAUGUGUGAGUUGCAGAGAAGAUGGUACUGUGCAACUGUGGGAAGCUGAAUAUGGAACAUUUGUCUCAAGUAUUUCCAUAGACUGCAGGGCAACAGCAUUUGCCACUUGUCCUUCGAGUUCCACUGUUGCAGUUGGCUGUUAUACUGGACAUAUUUAUUACAUCGAUAUAAAUGAUCCAGAAAAACCUCGGAUUGUAUCUCGCCACAGAAUACACCAGCAAUCUGUAGAUUGUCUCAUUUACACAUCACUCGGUCUUCAUCUUCUCAGUUGUUCAUAUCAAGAAAAAAAUAUAUUUGUGAUAGAUGCAAGACCAAGUGCUCAAUUUUCCUGUGUCGGAUAUAUUGAUUGUCAAGGGAGUAUCAAAAACAUCACAAUGUCUCAACAUUCUGAUGAUAGAACACAUUUUUCCGUUGUUGUUAUACCAACACUGCAGAAAUCAGAGGAAGAAAAUGAUGAAACAGAAGAUUCGUCAACAAGCGAUCGUUUAUUAAUAUUUUCUCUUCCAAACAAUGGGGAUUCUGAAAAUAAGGAUGAAAGAUAUCAAAGCCUGAGAAAAAAUUUCAAAGAUGAUUUCAUCAACAAAUUAACCUUUGACCUGACUGUUCCGUUGGAUUCAGCUAUAGUAACAGAAGUUGAUUCUAAUCUUCAUGUUGUUGCAAUUAGUAGAGAAAACAACAAACUACUGCAAUUUAAAUUCCCUGACCAUCAAGACGACAGCACUUCAAUACAUAACCCUUCGCAUGAAGUUGAUGCUCAUCAAUUGCAAGAUGGAUGUUUGACUCUGUCAUCACAUUGUCAAUGGAUUAUGACGUAUGCUCCUGAUGGCUCAAUAAUUAUUCGGGACAAACAUAACUGGUCAUCAUCUGUAUCUAUCAAAUCACAUUCCUAUCUUACCGGAGGAGUUUCAUCUGCUUUAUUUUCACCUGAUGGACAAAGAAUUUUAUCAACUGGAUGUGGCGAUAAUUCACUCAUCAGCUAUUCAUGGAGUCUGACGUCAAAAGGACGAAUUGCUAUGAAUUCUGCAUUAGAAUAUUUUCGAAACUUGGACAUGAAAUUAAGAAGUAUUGCUGAAAAGGAAGAUGCUGUAGUUGCAACAAUGAAAGAAUGGGAAUUACCAGAAUAUACAGCACCUGCUGAACAAACAGACAGUACCGAGGAUCUGUUGGACAAUGGAGCAGAAGUGGUUGAGAGAACUGGAACAUCUCACAGUACUAUACCUCCAACACCAACUCCAGUUCCUCCUGAAGAUGCGACAUGGUUGGAGGAACAACUGAUUAUCGCUCGAAAACAAGAGAAUUUGCAAUACAAUGAAGUGAAACGAGAUUUGAAGAAAAACAUCAAGGAUUUAAGAAAAACGAUUCUAUCAAUGAUGGCAGAAAAUCAAACUCGGCCCGAAGUUGAACGAUUAGAUCAAGAAGAAUACAAUCUUGAUGUCGAACAACAAAAACAAUUACAAGAAAUGGAGGAAACAAGAGUACAGCAGGUUCGUGAAGAAAUUGAAUUUGAAAAUCUGGCGCAAAAGUAUUUAAAAUAUAUCAUGCAAAAAGAAUUUUGGGAUGACAUGGACGUGAAAGGUCGUGCAUUAAAAGCAUUUAAUGCUCCAACAUGCAUCACUAAUUAUCCAAUGAAAGAACGGCCCAGAGGUGAACAGGCUUUGUUGGAUAGAGUUUCAAGAAUUCGGGCAGCUCAAAUCGAAGAAUUAGUUUCCAGAAAAGAGAUCGUUGAGAUCAGUACGACACAAACAAGUCUCGAAGAAGAAGAAGAGGAAGAAGAUAGUAAUCUUCAUCCUGAUCAUCAACUCUCUCUUCAUGGAAGUCUGGGACCAAAAUAUGGUGGAGAAAAUGAAUUGUUCUAUUCACAAUUUGAUCUUCAUACAAGAGAAGAAAAGAUCAAUCAAAUUGUACUUGUGAAGGAUGCUAUCCGUAGAAUCAAACUAUCAUUCAAUGAAGCAUUCACAAACGCUUAUCAGAACAAGGAACAAGAAAUUGCGAGAGUAAAAGAAAAGAAUAUAAGAAUUAGAGAAAUUAUGGAGGAUUUGGACAUGGAUGCAUCAGAUAUCAAAGAUCCAGUAUUAAGUAUUGAUGAAAAACCUGAGAAAAUUUUAACUGUGUUGGAUGAAGAGGUUCAAGUAGAACAUGUACUCAGUAUGGAACAACAAAAACAAUUAGUUGAAGAACAAAGACAAGAACAAAUCAGAUUGGAAGCUGCACAAUCUGACAAUAAAAGAGAGAGAGGAUUGAAUGAUAUGAUGGGAGGAGUGUUGGAAGUUAAGAAAGAGGACAUAUUAAAACAGGAUAUUCCACUACCUGAAUUUGUUGCUGAAAAACCUGAAAAAGACUGGACAGAUGAAGAAAGAAAAAUGAUGAAAGAACACGAAAAGAAACAGAAAGAUCUUCUUGAGGAACGAGAAAAAUAUCGUAAAAAUCUUGAAAAUGAAUUGAAGAAAAUACAACAAGGAGUUGUUGAGGCCAUGUCAUCAUUUGAUGAACAAUUACUCCAAUUGUACAACAGGAAGGUAAAAACAGAAAUGGUGAUCAAUCAAGAAGAAUCUAAAAUAUUAAGAUUAUCAUCGGCCGUGCUUAUGCUUGAUGAAAUUAAUAUUCAAGAAGAGCAAAUCAACUUUAUGCUGGAGUUUGGGAAAACUAAGAAGAAACAAUUGAAUGAAUCGGAAGAAGAAAUUCGAAAACUUGUCGACGAUUACAGAGAAGUUUACGACAGUGCUGUUGCAGAAGAUAAAAUACUCGAUCGAACAUUUAAGCGGGAUUUUUCAGAUGUUCCGCUGCCUUUGAUUGAACCUCUCUACAAAUUAUAUAAACGUAGACCAAGGGUUCAACGUCAAGCAGUUUCUGAAGACAGAUCUCACAGUUACGAUCCAUAUCCUAACGCUAAGAAAAAUCCUGCAAUGGUUGGAUCAGGUGGAAGUCUUACUGCUGUAGAUGAUGCAACUCAGUCUACACUCAAUGCUUUAAUAGAACUGGAUGAUCCGAUAAACAUUCCUGAAGGCCUUGAUACCAUUGUGUGGCAAAGACUUUGUAGCUCAAGGAAAACUAAAGUAGAAAGUGAACUUUGUGUUAAAAAUCAUGCUUCCACACUUGCGGAGAUGACAAAAUAUCUUCAACAUUUACAAGAUGAAAAUGAAAUGAUGAACAGAGAACUUGAAGACAUUGUUAAACAACAGAACAAGUUGGGAGAAGAUCGAAUGAAAAAUAAUUUGAAUCUAGAAAUUCAAUUCUUAUUAAAGCAAGGUCAAGUUGAAGUUGAAACUGGAGAUUUUAUUGCUGAUUAUGACAACAGUAUCCUAAUACAUCGACCUGUUGUUGAAGAUCUUAAUGCAACAAUCAGGGGUCUCGGAGAACAUAAAGUUGCAGCCAUGACUGAAUGCAAAGACUUUAAAAAAGGAAUUCAUCAAUUGGAAUGGGAGAGAAAGAAAAUGAUGAUGCAGAUGGAUGAUUUGCAUAAUAAAGCUCGACAUAUACAAAUGCUUAAACUUGCUAAAGAUCUUCAAUCGUACUUGAAUGAGGAAAAUCACCAAGCAAGACAUGCAAAACAAAUGUCAGUUUUAGAAGAAACAUUAGCAUUGCAGGAUAAACAUCUGGAAAAGAAUGUUGCACACAAACAAUCUACUAUUCGAGAUUUAGAAAGAACAAUUCGUCAGAAGCAACAUGAAAACAUGUCUCUUGGUAAAGAAACAGAAGAACUCCAUGUUUCUGUAUCAGAACGUAAUAACAUCGAUGAAGUCAAUGCUGCAGAAAGAGCGAAACAUACAGCUGACAAUCGAUUACGUGGCAUUGUUCAAAGGAGAAAAUUAGUUGAUCUUGCUAAAGCGCAAGCCCAGGAAGUCGCUGUAUUACGAGCUGAAGUUGAACGUUUGAGAAUGAAGACAUUCCCAGCUCUUGUACAAAUUGAAAGAUAAUUGUGCUUGUAUAAAUAUACUUUCUUCAUAUUAUAUUAGUAUUUUGCACUGUAAUAAACGUUAAACAAAGUUUGAAA